UGUUUUGUUGAAAUUUAGCAACAUUCACAUAACGACGUGAAUGAACUAUUCGUGUAUUUCAUUUAGUUUUCUUAAACAUCAGUUUUUUUCGGUGACAUUUAAAGCAGUUACUUUUUUAGGCUAAAUGAAACUUCUGGCGUGUUAGUCUGUGAAAGUUUCUUCUGGAUUAACACCUGAACUUCUGUUGUAACUUGAAGUAAUGCCUCUCAGCGCAGACUCGUAGAUGCCAACCAUGAGUCUGCAAACGCUGUCACUGCGAGCUCUGCUGUUCCUGGGGCUUUGGCACACCGGGAGGAGAAGUCUAGCCUCGGCUCCAGAGCUCCAACAUCAGCCCAAGAAGAUAGCUGUGGUUGGAGCGGGCAUUGGUGGAACAGCCGCAGCGUAUUUCCUGAGACAGGAGUUUGGAGCUGGGGUCAAGAUCGAUGUUUUUGAACCCGGCACUGUUGGUGGGAGACUAGCGACAGUCAAGAUCGGCGAUUAUGAGUAUGAAACAGGAGGCGCAGUGAUCCAUCCUCUCAACCUGCACAUGAAGCACUUCAUUGAAAGAUUAGGUAUUCCUCCAAGAAAAGACAUCCCCUCUAAGAUGGCCAUCUUCGAUGGAAAGGAGCUUGUGUUUGAAGAGAGCAAUUGGUUCAUAAUUAACAUGUUACGUCUGCUUUGGCGAUACGGCUUCAAUUUUCUUCGUAUGCAGAUGUGGGUGGAGAGUGUUUUGGACAAAUUUAUGAGAAUCUAUCAGUAUCAGCAGUAUGGUUAUGCAUUCUCCAGUGUGGAGAGGCUUUUGCAUGCCAUGGGAGGUGAUAACUUCCUUACCCUCAUGAAUCAGACUCUAGAAGAAGCCAUGAUGGGAGAAGGAUUUUCACAGGUCUUCAUCAACGAUGUUGUUGCACCCAUCACUCGUGUCAAUUAUGGCCAAAGUGUCCGCAUCAAUGGGUUUGUGGGGGCAACAUCACUAGCAGGAGCAGAUUCAGGUCUGUGGGCUGUGGAUGGUGGAAAUAAGAAAGUGUGUGCAGGACUCCUUUACAAUAGCAAAAGUGAGUUAAUUCCUGCCAGAGUAACGUCAGUCUCAGUCAAGGUUCGACCAUCAAAGACAGGCAACACUGCCAGCUUCUAUGAGGUUAAUUAUCUCGGUGAAUCAGGCUCAGGACAUGCUCUAUAUGACAUUGUGGUCAUAGCGACGCCACUUCAUCAAGGGAAAUCUGAAAUCACAUUCCCAGGUUUCUCUCCCCCCAUCCCAUCUCACUACCCAGGUCGCUACCACCAGACAGUCACCACUUUGAUCCAUGGCAAGCUGAACGUGUCCUACCUGGGAACUACCGAGCCGGCCUCAGAGUUCAGCGUGUCUGAGGUUCUCACCACAGACUCAAAGGGGUGUGUCAUCAACAGCUUGAGCGCCCUCAACCCCGUACACAUCCCUGAUGGAUACAAACAGCGCUCCGCCAGUCACACCAAAGUCUGGAAGGUCUUCUCGCCAAAGCCUCUGACUCAGGAACAGCUGGAGACCAUGUUUCUCUCCUACGAUACAGUGUCAGAGACUCCGUGGCUCGCCUACCCUGCUUACCGUCCGCCGCACCGUAAAACACCACCUUUCAUCCUCCACAAUCGGCUGUACUACCUGAAUGCUAUCGAGUGGGCAGCAAGUGCCAUGGAGAUGAGUGCAAUAUCUGCUAGGAACGUGGCCCUGCUGGCGCACCAUCGCUGGCACCAACAGGCCGGGAAGAUUGACCAGGAAGACCUGCACAUGCGACUGAGAGGAGAACUCUAAGAAGCGAGAACUGGACAGUCUUAAAAUCAAACAUGAUUUUAAAGAAAGAAGAAACGACAACAAUCAACCAUGCCUCUAAUAUUUGUCAGGUAGAUAAAAAACGAUUUUCCUCACCAAAGUACAACUUUUCUUUUUGAGAAUGUGCUGUUUUCUGAGAUCACAACAGUUAGCUUGAAGAAAAUAGAUGAUCAAUCUCAAACUUGAUAAAAACUGCAGCACCAGCAACAUUAGAACCAAACUGAACUUUGCUGAAUUUUACCACUGUGAAUCCAGCUGCACUGAAGGGUCGACACGCGUCUCCCUCUUCAAUUGUGUGUGUGUGUGUGUGUGAGUUUAUUGUUUUACACCUGUUAUGAAUAGUACUACAUAGGUUGUCAUUUUUUCUGCCUGAGUUUUUACCUGGUGUCCACUGAUCCUGAGAUGUCCCUUUGCUGAUUGGUUUAUGUCCUCUGAUAACUUUCCACUCUCUCUACCUCUGCAAAGACUACUGUAUUUGAUGUUAGUAGGUGGCAACGAGGGAGUGGGACCAUUGUAAUUGAAAACUGAUCUUAAUAAAACGUCUGUUUUUAUACUAAUCUUUAGUUCAACUCUUAACAGGAUAGAGUAAUCCAAUAUAACAGCUUUGAAAUAUAUUGGUGCCUUAAAGAUGUCAAGCUGGCUUAUAUGUUCCUAAAAUUGUUUAGAAAUUAUUUUCUUAAGAAAUUAGCCAUAGUACUAACUUGCAUUGAGCUGAACACGUUUCGGGACACGCAGGACGAUUUGCUCCUUUUGGGAUAAAAAUGGUGUGAGUGUGCAUGUCUUUUUUUUUUUUUUUUUCUUCUAGAUUUUUAAAAGAAGGGGCCAGCAGAUUAAGUGUGCACUUUAACUAAGUUUCAGUUUUAUAAAAUGAAAUACAUGUGAUUUUGACCAUUACUGAAACCUCCCUGACUACACUGUAAAUUUUAAGUUUACAAUCACAAUAAAGUGAUAAAAUGCC
This is a messenger RNA of Cololabis saira (Pacific saury), 2738 nucleotides long. RefSeq names its product prenylcysteine oxidase 1 (gene pcyox1). The transcript is spliced from 7 exons. Gene Ontology annotation, biological process: prenylcysteine catabolic process; prenylated protein catabolic process. The coding region runs from base 224 to 1762 and encodes 512 amino acids. The record is from RefSeq and is a predicted model, not a curated record. Lineage: Eukaryota; Metazoa; Chordata; Actinopteri; Beloniformes; Belonidae. Gene Ontology annotation, molecular function: prenylcysteine oxidase activity.